Talaromyces stipitatus ATCC 10500 is the source of this 3551-nucleotide messenger RNA. RefSeq names its product MFS maltose permease, putative. The record is from RefSeq and is a predicted model, not a curated record. Lineage: Eukaryota; Fungi; Ascomycota; Eurotiomycetes; Eurotiales; Trichocomaceae. Gene Ontology annotation, biological process: transmembrane transport; carbohydrate transport. Bases 1 to 3480 code for a protein of 1159 amino acids. Gene Ontology annotation, molecular function: carbohydrate:proton symporter activity. Gene Ontology annotation, cellular component: membrane. The transcript is spliced from 2 exons.
AUGUCGCAUACCGAGGACCCUCAGCCCAAAGAGCCCUUGGGCAAUGGCAAACAUGCUGCUCGACAAGAGCAGGCUAUGACUCUUUGGCAGGGCCUGCGUCUCUAUCCAAAGGCCGUUGCAUGGUCGGUUCUCCUGUCGUCGACCCUUAUCAUGGAGGGCUACGAUCUGGCGUUGCUGGGAUCGCUAUAUGCAUCACCGGCGUUUAACAAGAAAUACGGCGUUCAGUCCGCCAAUGGAUCCUGGACUGUGCCGGCACCCUGGCAAUCUGCUUUGUCAAAUGGAGCCCGCGCAGGCGAGGUCAUUGGCUUGAUCAUCAGUGGCCUGAUCUCAGAACGUCUUGGUUACCGGUGGACAAUGAUCUGUGCACUGGUCGCUAUCAAUGCCAUCAUCUUUCUCUUCUUCUUCGCCGUCAACGUCAAAAUGCUUCUGUCCGCUGAAAUCCUAGCCGGUAUUCCCUGGGGAAUCUUCCAGACAUUGCCGGCCGCGUACGCCUCGGAGGUCUGUCCUGUCGUUUUACGUCCCUACCUGACCACGUACAUCAAUAUGUGCUGGGUGUUUGGUCAAUUCAUCGCUGCAGGCGUCAACCGUGGCUCCGUCCAGCGUGGAGAUGAGUGGUCAUACCGUAUCCCCUUUGCGGUCCAAUGGGCCUGGCCUCUUCCUAUUCUCAUCGGAAUCCUCUUUGCCCCGGAAUCGCCCUGGUGGCAUGUCCGUCGUGGCGAUAUUGCCGGCGCUCGUCGUGCUUUGAAGCGAUUAACCUCGUCCAAAGACCGCGACUUCGACCUCGAUGGUACAAUCGCCAUGAUCCAGCAUACCAAUGAGCUCGAAAAAUCUAUAACCGCCGGUACUAGCUAUGUUGAUUGCUUCAAGGGGGUCAAUCUCCGCCGAACAGAGAUAGUCUGCGGCACCUGGAUCGUGCAAACGCUAAGUGGACAGAAUUUAAUGGGCUAUUUCGCCUAUUUCUGUGUACAAGCAGGUUUACCACGAAUCUACUCCUUCAACCUGUCCCUGGGCCAGUACGCACUGGGAGUCCUCGGCACGAUGGGUUCAUGGUUCCUCAUGUCCAAAAUGGGUCGUCGCAAAAUCCAUCUUUUUGGUCUAUCGACUCUUUUCAUCCUUCUCAUCAUAACGGGCAGUCUCUCCUUUGCGCCGUCGUCCAAUAAGUCUGCGAAAUGGGCCAUCGGUGUGAUGCUCAUGAUAUUCACGUUUGUCUACGAUAUCAGCGUCGGCCCUGUGACAUACUCCCUAGUUUCUGAGCUGUCGUCCACCCGGCUGAAGGCAAAGACAAUCAACCUUGCGCGAGCGGGUUAUAAUAUCAGCAAUAUUGUCGUCAAUGUCCUGACGAACUAUCAGCUGAAUCAGUCAGCAUGGAACUGGAGUGCGCGAUCCGCGUAUUUCUGGGCUGGGACAUGCCUUGUGUGUCUGAUUUGGGCGUUUUUCCGUGUCCCAGAGCCCAAGGGACGCACUUACGAAGAGCUGGAUCUGUUGUUUGAGAGGAGAAUCUCGGCUCGCAAGUUUCAUAAGACUGAAGUUGAUGCGUUUGAGGAAGUGGAGGUGCGUGAGGACAUUGUUAAGGAUGUUGAACAAGAUGCAGUUGUUCAUCUCAACGAGGCAUUUCUUGGCAACUCAAACAAACAGUGCAAACACCCCAUCUUUCCAUCCGAACAAUCACAAGAAUUCGAAAUCUCAACAACCGACAUACUCGGUGCAUCCAUCAACAUGAUGUCGCAUCAAAUAAUAGCCAGGCGCACGCCUCGCUAUUGCCUUACAUGUCUGUACCGUCCCAUAAUACCACCGCGACCGCGACAACCACGACAAUUCACAACCCAACCCCGACAAUCCUUCAUCUCCCCCUCCCCAUUCCGACCUCAACUACCAUUCCUCUCCCAAACACAAGGCCGACUACCACUCGCCCUCCAUCUGCGCCAACACUUUACCCGCUUAAUAUCCACAUCACGAACCUCGCGCUACAAACGCGGCGUAUACCGCGGUCUCAAAAUCUCCGUUACUCUCUACGCGAUUCUGUGGAUGUUACAUUUCAUUAAGACGGGGAUAUAUCAGGAAGAGAUUGAACAUAAAUGGCCCACACCACAGGAAUGGAGUUGGAGGAGUCGAUGGGCAUUACGGUCGGCCAUUGCGUUGCAACAUCCCGAGGAGAUUGGACAGGUUAAGACGCCGUGGCAGAAUGUCUAUGGAUUUUAUAAGCAAUUACUCGAACGAUUGGAAGAUCCUAAUAUCGAUGGACAGGGUAUAUUUGAGCAAGGCGAAGGUGGGAUAUUGGUCGAAGGAGUUGGAAAACUGGGAUACGAUAUAUCUAUGAAAAGCGAACCGUGGAGAAGAGGCUAUUUCCAAUGUUUGAUAAACUCAGCCAAAGCAGCGGAAUAUUUGGAUGGGUUUAUGACGGAUCGGAAACAACGCAUUACUGCUCCGGCGGAAUAUGUGCAUGGACCGUCGAACCCGGGUGCGAAGACGUUACCUGGUCGAACGGAAAUUGUGAUGCAUGAGGAGGAUUGUGAGCCUUCUGCGCCUGCUCCUGAGGUGUUUUAUAUGAAGAUUUUGACAACAAAUGGGUUUACGGCGCGACAGAAGAUCGAUGCCGCGUUGGCUUAUGCGGAUUGGUUGAAUUAUAAGGGGUUGACUGAUACGGCCAGGGAUAUGUAUACCUGGGCGAUGGAUAUUGCGUCAUCGGGAUUAGCGUAUGAUGCUUCGACUGUGGUGGAUACGAAGACUGGUAUUCUGAAGAAUAACGGGAGGAAUAUUGCAUCGGAUAAUAUCAUGCGAGUGUCGACUGCUUUGGGUGUUCAAAGCGUUAAAUCUGGCGAUCUCGCCACUGCAUUAUCAAUAUUCACAUCCGUCCUUAAAGCACGUCGAGACCUACCACAAGAACCAUCAACGUACCACACAAAACCCUAUCCUACACCAGCGUUGGAUGAAUACGUUACCAAAAUUAAAAACAUGUUUGUCCCAUCCGUCUAUCCGGAGCCACCAUCCGACGGAAACGAAGCACCAAUACGCGAUCCAUGCUCAGAGGCAGGAUUAAUGACAUACAUCGGCGAGAUUCUAUUCGCAUCAUCAUCAAAAGAAACCGGUCUAGCCUGGACGCGUGACGCAGUCGACGUCACAGAGUCUGUUUUACUCGACCUACCCAGCGCCAGCAACACGGGAAAAGGGGGGACAUAUAACGAAGAAAUACGAGAAACGCGUAAUCGAUGCUCUCAAUGUCUCAAAGUGGGGUUAUCAAAUUGGCGAACGAUGGUGGAUAAUCUCAUCAGUGAAGCUUCUAACGCUGAACAAGCUGCCGUUGCAAAUAUUGGCAAGGGCUGGUUUGGCAACUCGAAAAAGAAGGCUGAACAAAAGACAUUAGAGCGGAAACGGUGGCAGGCUGAGAAGAUGAUUAUUGAUGAUCGGGCGAAUGGGUUGUUGAGAUUGACGAAUGAGUAUACUUUGUACAAGCCAUCGGGAUUCGGGACGAGUUUGUUUUGAUUACUUGUACGUAUAUAAUAUUUAGCGUGGUGUUUUGGGUUGUACAAUAUAUAUUCAUCCAAUUCAUUGUC